Dendroctonus ponderosae (mountain pine beetle) is the source of this 1533-nucleotide messenger RNA. RefSeq names its product tubulin polymerization-promoting protein homolog. The transcript has 4 exons. Lineage: Eukaryota; Metazoa; Arthropoda; Insecta; Coleoptera; Curculionidae. Gene Ontology annotation, molecular function: tubulin binding. The coding region runs from base 337 to 912 and encodes 191 amino acids. Gene Ontology annotation, biological process: microtubule bundle formation; positive regulation of protein polymerization; microtubule polymerization. The record is from RefSeq and is a predicted model, not a curated record. Gene Ontology annotation, cellular component: microtubule.
CGUGAUCUUUCACAACUAUUGCAAGCUUAUCAUUUAGUUUUCAAGGCAGAUUCGAUCAAUUGAACUGUUUUACAUUAACCUAGAGCCUAGCAGGCCAUUGUAUGUUUUAUAAAUUAAAUAUUGGUGAUGACAUCGUGUGUAAAGUGAAUGAUGUAAUAAACCAAGUUAGAAUAAUACAGGAAACACCCGAAAAGCGAAAACGUGCGCGAACGCAAAAAUUAUCCACAACGUUCAGUUCGUUCUCGCACAUCGGCGCGUUAAAUCCUGUGAGAUUCUCAAAAACUACGCUUAUUUUCGCCAACGAAUUUCGUGGAUUUCAUUUGCAAGAAAUAAAUCAUGAGCGAUUCACCCCAACCUCCCUCUGGGGAAUUGAAAAAUCUCAGUCUGGAAGGGGAGAAAGCGGAAAGUGAAAGACCGUCUACCCCAUCUUCCCUAACAUUCACCGAGCAAUUUAAAACGUUUGCCAAGUUUGGCGACCCAAAAUCGGAUGGUCGACAAAUAACUUUAUCAAACAGUGACAAAUGGAUGAAGCAAGCCAAAGUUAUCGACGGAAAGAAAAUCACGACGACAGACACCGGAAUCGCUUUCAAAAAGCUGAAAUCGACUAAAGUAGGCAUUUUAGACUACCAGAAGUUUUUGGAAGAUCUCGCCAAGAGCAAAAAAAUUGAAGUAGCCGACAUUAAAUCAAAACUGACGAACUGUGGACAACCAGGCCAUCAUGGACUGGGGAAUGUGAAAAAUACCAGCACAGUUAAUAGAUUGACCGAUGCCUCAAAGUUCACAGGAACGCACAAACAGAGAUUUGAUGAAGCCGGAAAAGGCAAAGGCAUUGCUGGACGAAAAGACCUUGUUGAUUCAUCCGGUUAUGUCAGUGGGUAUCAAAACAAAGACAGCUAUGAGAAAAAAGAAUAAAAGAAAAACCAUAUUUAUUAAAAAAUAUAUGCUUAAGUUUACACCGUGCACUAUACUCGAGAAAUGAGUAACUUAUAUUCAAAUAUUUGUACUCGUGUCUGCUUCCAAUGGAGCUUCCAGUUUUCCUUUGCACAAGAGUUUGUUUAAAUAGAACGUUUUUGAUAUGUCAAGUACUUAUUUAGAUAAUUAUAAGCGGUUGUACUCGUUUAGAGAUUUUUGCGUAGUUUUAGUUUUAUAUUUUUUCACGAUCGUUUAAAAAUGUUAAACUCACUAGACACUUACAAUUAAGGUACGCUGUGCUGGAAUGUGACCCAUUCUUUUAAAUAAAACUGCACACUUCCUCCAGUCUAUUUCAUUAAAAGUCUAUGUAUCAUAUAAUAUGAUAGUAAAUGUGAUCGUACAAAAGUCUAGUGCAAUGUUGCUCUAACUGAAUUGGUGUAAACUAAAUCAAAAGCUAUAUAUUUUAGGUAUACCACGUCUAUUUCGAACUCCAAACUUAAUUAGCAUAAGGUAAAGAAUAAUAUUUUUACUUUCCUUCUCGUAUGUAGAAUGUGAAAUUUAUAUUAAUUUAUUAAAAGACAAUAAAAUAAACAAACAAAUGAUUUGUUCAAGUUUGUUGUA